This is a messenger RNA of Dendrobium catenatum, 1002 nucleotides long. Its product is annotated as glucan endo-1,3-beta-glucosidase-like. Lineage: Eukaryota; Viridiplantae; Streptophyta; Magnoliopsida; Asparagales; Orchidaceae. Gene Ontology annotation, biological process: carbohydrate metabolic process. The record is from RefSeq and is a predicted model, not a curated record. Gene Ontology annotation, molecular function: hydrolase activity, hydrolyzing O-glycosyl compounds. Bases 1 to 1002 code for a protein of 333 amino acids. Gene Ontology annotation, cellular component: plasma membrane. The transcript has a single exon.
AUGUCUACCAGUACUUUCUUCUCUAUUGUAGCAGUCGGAUUUCUUCUUAGCUUCAUCGCUGUAGAAUCCGUUGGUGUCUGCUAUGGUCGGCGAGGGAAUAAUCUCCCUCCGCCAAAUGAAGUCGUCGACCUCUACAAAUCCAACAGGAUAGGAGGCAUUCGACUCUACGAUACCAACCACGAUAUCCUCCAAGCGCUUAGAGGCUCUAACAUUCCGGUCAUCCUCGACGUCGUUGAUUCUGAUCUCUCAGCGAUUGCAGCUAAUCCCUCCGCCGCCACCGGAUGGGUUCAAAAUAAUAUUCAAGCUUUUGCCCAAGACGUGAACUUUCGUUACAUAGCUGUCGGCAACGAGCGUAUCCCCGGCGCUCAUCCGGAGAUCGUACUCCCUGCAAUGAAGAAUAUACAAAACGCCUUGCAGGCUGCCGAACUGCAAGGCAGGAUAAAGGUCUCAACUUCGGUAUCCACCGGCGUCUUCGGCGCGUCCUACCCUCCCUCCGCCGGCGCCUUCUCCUCCAACGUCCACGACACUCUGCAACCCAUCGUCUCCUUCCUCGCCAGCAACGGUGCCCCCCUCCUCGCUAAUGUUUAUCCUUACUUCAGUUACCUCGGAAACCCCAACAUCAACCUCAACUACGCACUCUUCACUUCGCCGGGGACGGUGGUCACCGACGGGCCGUUGCAGUAUCAGAAUCUGUUUGAUGCGAUGGUGGACGCAUUUUUCUCGGCGCUGGAGAAGAUGGGCGGUGGCAAUGUCAAACUGGUGGUGUCGGAGACCGGCUGGCCGUCGGAUGGUGGCGGUGUGGCCACACAACAGAACGCGCAGACUUAUCUCUCAAAUCUGAUAAACCAUGUGAAUCAAGGGACGCCCAAGAAGCCGGGAGUUAACAUUGAGACCUACAUAUUCGCCAUUUUUGAUGAGAACAUGAAGCAGCCAGGGGGAACAGAGAACCAUUAUGGGCUGUUUAACGCCAACAAGAGCCCAAAAUAUUCUCUCCACUUCUGA